This is a messenger RNA of Arabis nemorensis, 306 nucleotides long. NCBI's taxonomy places the organism in Eukaryota, Viridiplantae, Streptophyta, Magnoliopsida, Brassicales, Brassicaceae. The record is from the annotation of a GenBank genome assembly.
AUGGGAAAUGAAUUUGACGAGUUCUUGAAGAGAGUUGUGCAAGAUCAUGCAGAUGGCGGCCGAGAUGGGAAUGAUUUCAUCGAUGUAUUGCUCACUAUUGAGAGAGUGAAGAGCGCCGAGUUUGAAAUCGAUCGGAUAAGCAUAAAGGCAAUCAUUUUGAAUGUAUUUGUGGGUGGUACGGAGACAUCGUACACACUUAUGGAAUGGGCAAUGACAGCUUCCACGUCACCCCGAGUGUCAGAACAGACUCCAGAGAGAAGUUUAAAUCAAGUGUAUCAGAAGACGAUAUUGUUGUUGUGGUGUUGA